Messenger RNA from Hippopotamus amphibius kiboko, 2289 nucleotides. It is a transcript of the gene TMEM165, whose product is annotated as transmembrane protein 165. Gene Ontology annotation, biological process: calcium ion transmembrane transport; Golgi calcium ion transport; manganese ion transmembrane transport. Gene Ontology annotation, cellular component: Golgi apparatus. The coding region runs from base 216 to 1514 and encodes 432 amino acids. The record is from RefSeq and is a predicted model, not a curated record. NCBI's taxonomy places the organism in Eukaryota, Metazoa, Chordata, Mammalia, Artiodactyla, Hippopotamidae. Gene Ontology annotation, molecular function: calcium ion transmembrane transporter activity; manganese ion transmembrane transporter activity. The transcript has 7 exons.
CCCAGGAGGGAACAAGAAGUAAAGAGCCGUGCGGUUCUGGGACGGUGGGCAAAGAGAGAAGAAGAGGGCCCCGGGUGGGGCGUGAGAAGGAUGCGAGGCGAGGAAGGUCACGCGGCGCCCUGCACCUCGGCGGCGCCGGGUCCAAUGGGAAGAGCGCGCGAGCCGCACCUCAACCUGCCCGAGGACGUCACGACGCCGAGGAGGACGCCGGGCCAAUGGGAGGCCGUCCCCGGCGGGGGCGGGGCCCGGAGGAGUUGGGCCGGGCGGCGCUGAGGCAGUUGGCGGAGGCUUGUGGCCGCCGCGGGCGAGGGGAGGGCGAUUCCCGGCUGCGGACGCCGGCCUGCUCUGCGCCUCCCGUCCGCCCUGGCCACUUCCCGCAUGCUGCAGGCUCCUCCCUGAGAGGCGGCGGCGGCGGCGAGGCCUGGGGGACGCGCCCGGGGACGGCUCGGGGUCGAGGCUUCCAGUCGCCCGCACUUCCUCCCGAGGCGCCCGAGCGCGGCCGUCUCGACGUGCGGGAUGGCGGCGGCCCGGGGGAGCGGCCGCGCAUCCGCGUCCCGGCUGCUCCUGCUUCUGCUGGUCCCGCUGCUGUGGACCCUGGCCGGGGUCCGGGCCGUACCCGAGGAAGAGCUCAGCCACCGGAACAAGGAACCGCCGGCGCCUGCCCAGCAGCUGCCGCAGCAGUCCGCUGCCGUGCAGGGCCCCGAGCCGGCGCGGGCCGGGGAGCAGCUCAAUACAUAACAAGAACUAAAGGAUUUACACCAGCUGCUCCAGUUCUUACCAAUAAAGAAGAUCCAGCCACCCAGACUAAUUUGGGAUUUAUCCAUGCAUUUGUGGCUGCUAUAUCAGUUAUCAUUGUGUCUGAACUGGGUGAUAAGACAUUCUUUAUAGCGGCCAUCAUGGCGAUGCGCUAUAACCGCUUGACUGUGCUGGCUGGUGCUAUGCUUGCCUUGGGCCUGAUGACGUGCUUAUCAGUUUUGUUUGGCUAUGCCACCACAGUCAUCCCCAGGGUGUAUACAUACUAUGUUUCAACUGCAUUAUUUGCCAUUUUUGGCAUUAGAAUGCUUCGGGAAGGCUUAAAGAUGAGUCCAGAUGAAGGUCAAGAGGAACUAGAAGAAGUUCAAGCAGAAUUAAAGAAAAAAGAUGAAGAAUUUCAACGAACCAAACUCUUAAAUGGACCAGGAGAUGUUGAAACGGGUACAAGCACAACAAUACCUCAGAAAAAGUGGCUGCAUUUUAUUUCACCCAUCUUUGUUCAGGCUCUUACGUUAACAUUCUUAGCAGAAUGGGGUGAUCGCUCUCAACUAACUACAAUUGUUUUGGCGGCUAGAGAGGACCCCUAUGGUGUAGCUGUGGGUGGAACAGUGGGACACUGUCUCUGCACUGGACUGGCAGUAAUUGGAGGAAGAAUGAUAGCACAAAAAAUCUCUGUCAGAACUGUGACAAUCAUAGGAGGCAUCGUAUUUUUGGCAUUUGCAUUUUCUGCACUAUUUAUAAGUCCCGAUGCUGGUUUUUAACAUGCUAUUGUUCAUUUGUAUUUAGUUUAAGAUAGGUGAACGAUGUACAUAGUGUAUAUUAUAACUAAAAGUGAUGGAAAAUACUGUAUUUUGUAGCACUGAUUUGUGAGUUUGACCCAUUUAAUGAAGUAUUAUGUCCAAAAGAAAUAAUCACUGAUUCUGUUUGCAAAGUGGAUUUUUAAAAGAAACCUAAGUGUGGAUUUUUUUCUUUUCUCCAGCAUAAUUAUGUUAAUAAUGUCUCCGUUUUUAAAGGGCUUUUUGUUUGUUCUUUUGGCCGGGGGCAAGGUGAGGGUAGCAUAUAGAAAACCAUUGUUGGGGAGGGGGGUCUGCCACUUAAUUUUCUUUCAGCAUUGACGCCUUUGUAAGGAAUAUGAAUUUUGUCCUGGAUAACUGAGGUGUUUUAAGAUGUUUACCUUAAAAAUUUUCCUGGGGGAAAGAAUGAAUUAACUUCUAUCUUUUAAAACAUUUUCCUGAGUAAGCAGUAGUUUAAUCAGAAGUCUUUUCAAAAUUAGGUUUUUUGUGGGGUUUUUUUUGUUUGUUUGUUUUUAGAGCAAGAGAAAUGUAUUACUGUUAAUAACAUGACAAGAAUUGUUUGCCAGGUCCAUUCUUCCUCUUUUUUCAAUUGGGUAGGAAACCCAAUAUAAUAACAGUCAAUAUUUGACCAUGUGGAAUUACCAAAUUAAUAGAGAAUACUGUGAGCGUAUUCAUAUUUUUUUCUAUACUGAAUAAACGAUGUUACAUAGAUACAACAUAAAUAAAAGUGGUAUGACCCGUG